ACACCAGCCAGGUGGCUUGCAUGAUGCGCUGUGAUGCAAGAGACUGGAAUCCGUCGGUCCGUCUGGCUGAAAGACGCUGUGACUAGUGCUGCUCUUUCGGCUUUUGUUUUUCCCAAAUUCAAAAAUAGCAUUCAACGGCACAUUUGUAACACGGUUGCGCAUCGAUCUCGCUCACGCUGAUGCUGUGAUCCAGCAGAAGAAGGGCACCCGUGAUCGUGGCCAUAUAAUGCAAUCGAACGAACCAGCACUACGGUUCCCCGUCAAUCGGUGUCGUUAAAGGGCGAUGACGUCAGCGGAUACUAAGAUCGUGCUACCAUGCCGGGGAAGAUGAGUUGUACGCUUGCUGGGAUUUGCCUGUAGGUGGAGGUGGUUUUACAUCUUCUCAACUUUUCGCCAUUUGCCGCUAUCGGGGCAGCUGCUGCAGCGUAUUGAACCUAGCACACGUUACAUUGCGCGGAACAUCGAUGAGGUUGCGCGUAACCAAUGCCAUAAACUUCGUCGCUUUUACGCGAGCGUAAGCGGGAUUCAAUUUUCGCUGUUUUCACAAAUAACAAUUUUAUGGCAGCCUUGGGGAAAGUUUCCAAGAUUAGCUUUUGGGCAGGGGACGGGAAAGUAUAGCCAAAACAUUAACCAUUGUUUAUUGCUUCGUCAUAGUAGUGCCGAGUACUUGAGCUGCACAAACAGCUACAGAGAGAGGGAGAGAGUAAGUUGGUGGGAAAUCGUGCCCAAAUCCCUCGCUCGUCAUACUGCCAACCCGUGGAAACGGGUUUGCAAUUAAAAAUCACACCACUGUUGGGUAAAGGAUUUGGGUUUACUUCUUGAAAGGGAGUAAUAAUGCAUCAGAAACCCACCCAGUUUGUUGUGCCGGUUGGCGAUAACAAUGUUCAACUGGUUGCCUCAAGAACGGGAUUAUUUAACGGUCUCAACUCGGUUCCCUUGAAACGGGUCUGCGAUCAUGCUACAUUGUUUCAAGGACUGGAGAAUAAAAGCAAAAUAACAGUGUAAACCGCUUUACAAAACCAGAGAGCCUCGGAAAUCGGAUAGCGGCCACAAAGUAAGAACCUGUGAUUGAUUCGUAUGGAUACAUUCUACCUUCUCCUGGGCUCACAGCCAAGUCCUUAUGCAAGAACUACAGCCAAGCCCCACCGAUACGUUGAAAUGGAAACACGUGGUCUUGCAUGUCGCGAACGGUUAAGUUCUACCCCUUUCAAUGGACGGAUCCGAUCAAGGUUAACCGAUGGUGCAGAAAUACCAAACAUACACACACCAUCUCGCCUCAGAAGCCACACGCUUCAGGUUCUAUCCUGAACGGUCAUUCCGGGCUUAGAACAAAGCGGGCGUGUGCCACGUUAGAUGGAUGGUUUCGUUGUUCCGGAAACGCUUCUAUAACUCUUUAAUCACUUUGAUCGUGGCGAUCGAAGACAUUUUAAGCUCCCGCAAAACAACGUGUCCACUAUCGAAAGGCAAGUGGGGAGGUUUAUUUAUUGAACCUGACACUGUGGGACGGCCUUUCGGCCUCCGUUCUCUGCUGCCUUCGCUCGCCAAUAGUAGUUUGCGAAAAAAAAAGACUGCAGCAAGGAGUGGACUAGUUAAUUGCGCCAAGCACCCCUAUACACGAUUACUGGCCCGUACAGUGUGCGCGCGCGCGCGCGUGUGGGGUAGCGCACAAUAAAAGGAAUGGAGUUUUAGUUACGGGGCUGCGGAUCGUCCACCUUACUUACCCCUUGUUGGGUUGGUUUCUGGGAACGAUGUUGGAGCAUUUUAUGGGGGUUUAAUUUAUAGCACAUAUUAAUGUGCCCGGCGCGGCUAAUUGCGGUCAAAAGUUUACGGUCUGGUUUGUAAUUUGGAUGGUUUUGGGUGAUGUUUUGCUACAGUUUUAGUGCAACACUAUGUGUUGGAGCGUUGUUUUGGAGUUCUUGCCAUGGCUUACUUGGAAAGCCAUGGACUAUUUGCAAACCAUACAAUUACGCUGGACACGUUUUACUUUCAUGGGCGCUAAAUUCAUCUGCAUAGUUAAAAUCUGAGACUAAAAUACUAACAUUUUUGUUACAAACGAAAACAUUCAAAGGUGCAUUUGUAACUAUUUAUUUAAUUUCGUUUUGUUUGCUAGGUUCCUCCGAAAAUUGUAACAUAAUUAUUGAUCACUAUGAUAUUGACUGAAUGAUCAUUUGAAUUUUUGUUUGAAAGUCUGUAGAAGCUGUUCAACUAGGAAGAAACAGUUCUACAGACACAUGCGUUAGAAUAUACCAAAAACCAAUUCAUUUUUUUAUUGGAAUUCUGUUCCUCUUGGAAAUUAUCCUCAUGGGCAUGGGUGCUCAAUGUUAUCAGUUAGUGAGCCACAUUACUUCGCAAAUUACACUGUAUGGAGCCAUUUUGACGCAACCAUUAGCUAAUGGCUAAUUUUUAAAGCUAUUUUAGUUCAUAUUGUAUGGCAAAUUCCUUGGAAUUUAAUUUAAAUCAUUAAGAACACUGCAUUCAUUAAAUGAAUCUAUAAUAACAUUGCAGAUUAUGUGUACACCAUGGGACAGAGUGUCUUUUAAAUCAAACAUCUUUCAUUCACGAGAUUCAUUCAAAAGAGGUCAAUCGAGUGAGAAACGAAAUUUGAAGACAUGAGCAAUGACUGGAGGAUAAUCAAGGCAUGAAAAUUAGCGAAUGACUUAUUUGAUCAAAACCAUAACCCAGAAAAGUUGUAGUGGAGCGUUUCCAUUAAAUCAAUAACUAAAACUAUUUACGAAAUAUUCUUAUAAGUGUUGGUGUAUAGUAAGUUUCGAUUCCUGUAAAAGAUUGGACCUAGUUCGACGCUCACCUGUACCGUCUUCUCGUGGGAAUGACUAUCCGGUUUCGUGGUACUAAUUAAGUUUAGUAAGCAGUGCAGUUUAGUGUCCAAGGAAUAAAUUCUUGGCGUAGGUCAUUGCGGCAAAGCAGAAGAGCUACAUACUUGCUGCAACAUGCUCUUUAAAGACGCUGUUGAAGUGGAUAUAGAACUAAAUGAUAUACGUACAAACGUUGUUGAUCGUCUUUCUUUAACCCAAAAUAUCGAAUAAACCCUGUCUUUUUUUGUAGAGGAUGCUCUUGUAGCUCUUCAAGUGGUCUUGGGUAAACAACGUUACAUCGGAAAUGAGAAGAAUAAAAUUACUUUCAAUACUUAUUGUACUUGAACGCUCAAAACCUAGAACUCGUAGGCAUGCUUUUAAAUUCAUUUUUUUAAAUUAAAUCCUUCGUCGUUGUUUGUGUUAGAGAAAGGAAUCUAUUUCAUCGUAAUGCAGACAUUUUGGAGCAUCUUGCUUGGUGUGUUGCGCAAACAGGUUUCGUACCCCUUCCCUUCGUAAUGGAUGGCCCCUAAGCGCCAAGUGCAUUAAGUGUUUGGCUAUUGAAUGUUACCCAACGGGACAUGUGCGGGAACUAGGUAUUGCUUGUUAGUUUGCUGCUUUUGUUUCCACUGAAAGUUGAUACAUCCUCCAGGGUUUUGAUUUUCAAACAAUGUAAAUUAUGUACCUCCAAAGCAACAUUAGAAGGGAGGAGGAAGGGAAGGGGGAUCAAAUUUCACAUUCACUUUUGCUUUCGAUAACGAUCGACGUGUCGAGUUCAGCUUUUGCCUUUCGCACCGUUGUGUUGCUUAGAUUUCGUGUGCGCCCUCAGGUCGUUCAUCGCCCUAAGAGUAAUGGAGCGGAUACAGCAAGUACACCAACAAGGUGGACAUUCGCCCGGUCACAUGGUCAGCGUACAGAGGGAGUGCUGCAAAGAAACGGCACCAAACGAGGUUAACGUCACAAUUAACGAGUAGUACAACGUGUGUAUGUGUGGAGAAUAGGCAAAAAUAAACGGAUGCCGUUGUAGUGGAGAUUUGCACUAGAAUUUCUAACCGUGCCGAAGGUAUUGGAGGAGUGUUGACGUGUGAAUCGUUCUAUACCGGCAAUACUUAGCAUACUUUGGGUCACAUUACAUCGAUGCGAUUCCUCUCACAACACUGCGCCUCAUUACCGGCAUUGCUAAAUUCGUCAUUGUUUGCAAGCAAGCGGACAAACGUCACCGGUGUGUGCUCCAGUUGUGCGAAGCCGUUAAUCAUAAUGUCCAAACUGGUUUGCUGCCGCGAUAAAGCCACAUACGGUGACGCCGAGGACUGCGAAAGGUACGUAUGUACGUACCGACGUGCGUACACUGCUGCAAAACUCUCUUUAAUUGGCUUAUGUUUCACUGCACACAUGCUUCUUUGCUUGUUUUAGUUUUUAAGGGCCAAUUGACCUUGAAAUGCGGAACCUGAUCCCACCUGAUGUGGUGUACACCGUGCAGCAGGUUGGCACACCGUAAGUGUCGGGGUGUGUGUAUGUGUUUUGGGAGUCCACAGAAGAGAAUGUCCUCCGAACCGACGACAGAUGCUGUCCCGAUGGCUGAUGGACACAACAAAAACAGCACACGAUUGUUGCUGCGUUGACCGCUACCAGUCACCUAAAUGGGUGAAGUAAUGUGACACCUAAACCAAGCGACUAACCCGCUCCGUGGGUGAACUCGCCGAUCCAACGGGACACGGGCUUACACGGUCGUGCGGGCCGGAUUGACUUGAUGAAAGCUUAAUGCAUGGCAUGGUGUCGUGUGUUUGUUUAUUCUACUACCAGGGGGAGACUGAUUGUUUGAUCCCUGCCCCGGACAUAAUGAUCCGUGUGGCACAUUAGGGCCGUCGAUUGUAAUCGGCCUGCUGUUAUGAUAAAUCAAUAACGAUAAUUGGCGCGUGCAUCGUUCCAGCCAAGCCACACUGGCCGCUAAAUAAUUCACACCCUAAUGGGUCCCCAUGGGGCAGAUGCGCUUUUGUUUGUUGGUAGUGAUUUUGGGGUGACGUAUAAAUACAUUGUCCGGGACAAUGUCCCUGGGUCAAUCGGUUGGGUCAAUCGUUCCUGCUCGUCAGUUCGUUCGGCAGGUCGCAAUGUACCGGCAGGUGAGCGUUUGGGCGCUACUGCUGACCGUGGUGCUGCGCCAGACCGCCGGGGACAUACCGGUGGACGAAGCGGAACACGAGCAGCUGCUCACGGUCGUGCCCUGCAUCAGGCGGCUGUGCGAGAAGUACUUUCGGUCGGAACGCGCCAUGAAGGGUUCGCUGGCCAUCAUCAACAUCAAGCCGGACGCGUCCACCUUCCAGCAGCACAUACUGCGCUCGAUCAACGAGGACCCCCGGCACGAGAUGGGCGUGAUGGUGAAGGACGCUUCCCAGCCGCACCUGAACGCAUCGCACGUAACGGAGAAGGCCAAGAACUACCUGAUGCUGAUUGCCGACUCGUCGGCGCUAGCCGCCCCGAUCCGGCAGCUGCGCCGGCUGCCCACCUGGAACCCGCUGGCCCAGGUGGUGGUGGUGUUCACGGCCGAGCUGACGCCGCUCGUCUUCGAGAUCGAGGUGCGGAACGUGCUCCAGGAGCUGUUCGACCAUUCCGUGCUGAACGUGAACGUGAUGGUGCAGAGGUACAACACGUCCGUGCUGGAGGUGUGGACCUGGUUCCCGUACGAGAGCGGCAGCUGUGCGGACAACAUCGAGCGGUUGCGGCUGGUCGACGAGUGUGAGUAUGCGUUCCAGGAGCCGGACCCGGAGCGCAACGUGCGCGCCGCCUGGGUGUACCGCGAGCGGCACUACUUCUCCGACUAUGGGCCGAAGAUACCGAAGUACUACCACUACUGCCCGCUCAAGGUGUCGACCAGCAUCUGGGAGCCGUUCGUCGUGGGCAACGCGAGCCACAUCGAGAAGGGACUGGAGGUGCUAAUGCUGGACGUGAUCACGGCCCGGAUGCGCCUGGUACCGGUGUUUAGCGUGAUCGACGGCAGCCUCACGACGGCACGCAUCACGGCGGACAACCAGACGGGGCUGUACGCGGACGUGUUGCAGCGACGAACCGACCUAAUGAUUGGCGGGCUGCACGAAAACCCGAUCAGCCGGAAGCUGCUGUCGGCCACGAUACCGUACUUUCAGGACGAUCUUACCUGGUGCGUGCCGACCGCCCGACACGCACCCAAGUGGCUGAACGUGUUCAUCAUCUUCAACGUGUGGACGUGGCUGAUCGCGAUUGGGAUCAUCUUCGCGGCGGCCGCGCUGCUGUUCCGGUUCAACUACGUCGAGGGGUUGUACCGGGUGAACUACACCUGGAUGCUGCUCCAGUCGCUGGCGUUCUCGCUGAGCGUGUACGCGCACUACUGGCCGCGGCGCGUCUCCAUCCGGCUGUUCCUGAUCGGGUACAUGUUUUACGGGCUGCACUGGAACGCGGCCUACCACAGCUUCCUGAUCUCGGUGCUGACGCGCCCCCGGUACGAGCCGCAGAUCGCCACCGUCCAGCAGGCGAUCGAGGCCGGGUUUGGGUUUGCGGGUGCGGAAAACACGCUCGGUCACUUUGACAAACCGGACGGCGUGUCGCGCCACAUCGCCGCGCACUACGCGGUGUGCAGGAAUUUGGACGAGUGUCUGGGGCGGCUGCGCCGGGAGCGCACGGUUGCGAUCGCGAUGAGCCGGGCCCAUUCGAGCAACAGCCGGGCGAUCGGGGAGGCCGAGCUGUACUGCUUCUCGAAGGCGGAAAACAUCUACACCUACUCGGUGAGCAUGCUGGCGAAGAAGGACUUUCAUCUGCUGCCGAAGAUCAACGAGCUAAUACGGCGGAUCAGCGAGAGCGGGCUGCUGGGCAAGUGGCAGAAGGAGAGCGAAAAGAUCCGCAUCGAUCGCGAUGAGGACGAAGGGGCGGGAGGCGAUGAAGGAGGGGGCAGCGGAGGUGAUGGUGAGAAAAGUGGAGAAGGACAGACGAUUCUGCGGCUGGAUCACAUCGAGGGCGCCUUUCUGCUCGGUGCCGCCGGACUGCUGCUCGCGCUGGCUGCGUUCGUCGGCGAGGUGCUGUACUACCGGGCGAAGCGGCGCUAUCGAUGGCGAGACAAUCUGGCCGAUCGGUAUCUUUUGUAG
Molecule: messenger RNA, 6922 nt
Organism: Anopheles gambiae (African malaria mosquito)
Lineage: Eukaryota; Metazoa; Arthropoda; Insecta; Diptera; Culicidae
Gene: Ir87a
Exons: 1
Coding region: 4856-6922 (688 amino acids)
Source: RefSeq, a predicted model, not a curated record